AUGGGGCUUGGGGCUCCCAACACGCUGAGGUACUGCGGUGGCCUGUCACAGGAGGCGGGCAGCGUGGAGCAGCUGGCCCUGCGCUGCGCCGAGGGCUCUCUCGAAUGGCUCUACCCCACCGGGGCUCUGCGCCUCAGCCUCUCUCCCCGGCUGCCCGCAGUGCCCGCUGGCCCGGGCAGCRGCGCCAAGCGCCUCAGCGCCUGCAUCAAGCCCGCCGGCUCCUUCCGGGGCGCGCAGCUCUACCUGGAGCGGGACGGCGUCCUGGAGCUGCUGCUGGCCGAGGCGGAGGCAGCGUCGCGGCCGCGCGCGCGCUGCUUCAGCUGGCUGCCCCGCGAGAAGGUGGCCCUGUUCCUGCAGGCCACGCCGCACCGCGACAUCAGCCGCCGCAUCGCUGCCUUCCGCUACGAGCUGCGCGGUGGCACCCUGCCCGCCGGCGGCGAAGGGACAUGCCGGCCGUGCAAUGACACCGAGAUCCUGAUGGCCAUUUGCACUAGUGACUUUGUGGUGCGCGGCAGCAUCCGCAGCGUCUCCAACGACGCCGAGCUGCAGGAGGCGGUGAUCGGCGUGAGCGCCACGCGCAUCCACCGGCAGAAGUUCCCGCUGUUCCAGCCGCAGGGCAAGGCCGGCCGCUGGGCGGGCAGCAUCCGCACGCCGCUGCGCUGCGGCGCCAAGCCGGGYGCCGGCACCUUCCUCUUCACGGGGUGGCUGCGCUUCGGCGAGGCCUGGCUCAGCUGCGCGCCCCGCUACAAGGACUUCCAGCGCAUCUACGCRGGCGCCCGCCUGGCGCGCCAGAACCCCUGCGAGUUCCCCUCGGACUGA
Molecule: messenger RNA, 819 nt
Organism: Nothoprocta perdicaria
Lineage: Eukaryota; Metazoa; Chordata; Aves; Tinamiformes; Tinamidae
Gene: METRN
Product: meteorin, glial cell differentiation regulator
Exons: 4
Coding region: 1-819 (272 amino acids)
Biological process (GO): positive regulation of axonogenesis; glial cell differentiation
Molecular function (GO): hormone activity
Source: RefSeq, a predicted model, not a curated record